This is a messenger RNA of Aspergillus puulaauensis, 1287 nucleotides long. RefSeq names its product tryptophan--tRNA ligase WRS1. Lineage: Eukaryota; Fungi; Ascomycota; Eurotiomycetes; Eurotiales; Aspergillaceae. Bases 1 to 1287 code for a protein of 428 amino acids. Gene Ontology annotation, biological process: tryptophanyl-tRNA aminoacylation. Gene Ontology annotation, cellular component: cytoplasm. Gene Ontology annotation, molecular function: ATP binding; tryptophan-tRNA ligase activity. The record is from RefSeq and is a predicted model, not a curated record. The transcript has 3 exons.
AUGUCCGAGAACGCUGAGACCAUUGAUCAGACCGCCCACGAUCAGGAACAGGAUGUGAACCCCUGGUCCGUCGCAGGCGGUACUGACGCCAGCGGAAACGCUAUCUCAAUUAACUACGAGGCUCUUUCGCGAAAGUGGAAUACCUCGCUCAUUGACCAGGCCCUCCUCGACCGUUUCGAGAAGGUCACCGGACACAAGCCGCACCGCUGGCUUCGGCGCGGACUGUUUUUCAGUCACCGCGACUUCGAGAAGAUCCUGACGAAGAAGGAGAAGGGAGAGCCAUUCUUUCUCUAUACUGGUCGUGGCCCUAGUUCAGGCAGCUUGCAUUUGGGACACACAAUCCCGCUCACCUUCACGAAAUGGCUGCAGGAUGUUUUUGACGUGCCGCUCGUAUUCAUGCUUACGGAUGACGAGAAGGCGCUGUUCAAGGACAGUUUGACAUUCGAAGAGACGUUGCAUUUUGCUAAGGAGAAUGCCAAAGAAAUCAUUGCGUUAGGGUUCGACGUCAAGAAGACUUUCAUCUACAGUGACUUGUUGUAUGUGAGCAAUCACAUCUUGAUGAACACCUGGGAGUUCUCCAAGUUAGUCACCUUCAACCAGGUCCGUGGGGCUUUUGGUUUCAAUGAGAGUACGAACAUUGGCCGUAUCUUCUUCCCGUCCGUGCAGUGUGUUGCUGCUUUCGCUACCUCCUACCCUGAGAUCUGGACCGACGAGCCGCUGAAGGAGAGAACAAAGGAGAUUGCUGCGAUUCAAUGUUUAAUCCCUAUGGGUAUCGACCAGGACCCUUACUUCCGCCUACUGCGUGACAAUGCGCACAAAAUGCGCUACCCGUCGCCUAAGCCUGCCCUUAUCCACUCGAAAUUUUUGACUGCUCUGCAAGGUGCUGGUGGAAAGAUGUCCUCGUCUGACCCUAACUCUGCCAUCUUCAUGACCGACACACCUAAGCAAAUCAAGACCAAAAUCAACAAGUACGGCUUCAGCGGCGGUCAAGUAAGCGUCGAAGACCACCGCCGACUGGGCGGUAACCCCGAUGUCGACGUUUCCUAUAUUUACCUGACCUACUUCGAGGAUGAUGACUCCAAACUCGAGGAGAUUUACAACAGCUACAAGAGCGGCGAACUCUUGACGGGUGAAUUGAAGGCUCUGGCGAUCAAGAAACUGCAGGAAUACGUGGCAGAGUUCCAGGAGAGGAGGAAGGAGGUCACGGAUGAGGUGCUCGAUCAGUACAUGACUCCACGACGGCUGGAGUGGAACGGUACUGCGCAGCCGAAAAUCAAAACCAAGUAG